AGAGAGUGAGAGAGUAACAGAGACAGCUCGUUCUCAGUACAGUGAGACCAUUUCAAAACCUCUCUGAGCGCUCCAAGGCUGGGGAGGGUGGUGGAUAGCAGAGGGCACAACGUGAGGAGUCACCUCUUCAACGCAAGUCCGCGGAGUGAGUCUGCGAAAUUCACAGCCUAUCACUUUCCGGCCUGGAACAGAUUCUGUCGGAUUUCUCUUUGUGGGAAAACUUUCUCACUCCCUGCCCGGGUCUGAACGUCGAGGGACGUUGACGACGGGAGUGCACUCGGUAACUCGGUGCUGGACAUCAGUAGGGCGAAUAUUCGCCCCCUCAGUCUCGGACGAAUACCAUCCCCUCCCUCUGUCUUUCUUGGGGGAACAAAAUGUCCGAGACAUCGAACAAAGAGGCCGAGAAGCCAACGUUCUUGGUGACGGAGAAAUCGGCAACCAUCGAUGAGAUGAUCCAGGCAUGCAUCAAUGAAUUCGAUGACUGUGGGAGGCUGAAGAACAGGCUCCUUCCUCACAUGUUCUUGAUGAUGCACCAGUGGUAUCUGCCAUCAACUGAACUAGUGGGAAAACUGCUCCAAUUAUAUCGCGAUGCCUGCAGUUCCAAUGUGAAGAUCAUUCAACUUAAAAUCUGCCAGUUGGUCAGGUUCUGGAUUGCGGAGUUCCCCGCUGAGUUUAACCUGGACUCUGAGCUGGCUGCGCAGAUGAAGGAGCUUCAGGAGACAGUGUGUCGAGCUGGAGACAGGAGACACAGCCAACUGGUCGACAUCUCCCAGGUACCCUCCUUCGAGUGGAAGAGGCAGGUUACGCAGCGCAACCACGUCACUCAGAAACGGAGGAAGAUGUCCCUCCUGUUCGAUCACCUCGGACCGUUGGAACUGGCUGAGCACCUCACCUACCUGGAGUACAAGUCCUUCUGCCGUAUCCUGUUCCGGGACUACCAGAGCUUUGCCAAGCACGGCUGCACCAAAGACAACCCGAUUCUGGAGAGGUUCAUCAGUCUGUUCAACAGCGUGUCCCAGUGGGUCCAGAUGAUGGUGCUGAGCAUGCGCACCCCGCAACAGAGGGCAGAGGUUAUCACCAAAUUCGUCCACGUCGCCCAGAGACUGCUCCAGCUCCAGAACUACAACACUCUGAUGGCGGUGAUUGGUGGGUUGAGUCACAGCGCCAUCGCCCGCCUUAAGGAGACCUACCAUUACGUCAGCCCCGAUGUGGUCAAGAUUUCCGACAGUCUGACAGAGCUAGUGACAACCUGUGGUAACUACAGCAACUACCGCAAGAGUUUCGCUGAGAGCUCGGGUUUCAGGUUCCCCAUCCUGGGGGUGCACCUCAAGGAUCUGCUGGCUGUUCACCUGGCCCUCCCUGACUGGCUGGAGCAAGGCCGCAUCAACCUGGUGAAGAUGGAGCAGCUCUACUCCAUCUUGAACGAACUCAUCCGCAUUCAGUCCACCGCACCCCCCGUCGAGCCCAGCAUGGACCUGGUCAGCCUGCUGACGGUCUCCCUGGACCAGUUCCACACUGACGAUGAGAUUUACAAACUGUCCUUAUCACGGGAACCCCGCACAUCCAAGUCAGCGCCCUCAAGCCCAACGCCACCCAAGUCUCUGGUUAUCGAGGAGUGGGCAUCAGCUGUCAAACCCAAAACAGACCCUGAACUCAUCAACAAGCACAUCCUCAAGAUGGUGGAGUCUGUGUUCCGAAAUUUCGACGUCGACCACGAUGGCUACAUCUCCCAGAAGGAGUUCAGCAUCAUCUCGUCCAACUUUCCCUAUCUGGACAGGUUCAGUGUCCUGGAUGAGAAUCAUGACGGACAGAUCAGUCGAGAUGAGAUGAUCACCUACUUCAUGCAGGCAAACUCCUUGUUGAACUGCAAGAUGGGAUUUAUUCACAACUUCACAGAGACCACCUACCUGAAGCCCACCUACUGCGAGCAUUGCAAGAACUUUAUUUGGGGCCUGUACAAACAAGGCUACAAGUGCAGGGCCUGUGGGAUUAGCUGCCACAAACAAUGUAAGAGCCUGUUAGUGGUCGAGUGUCGGAAACGCACCAAGAGUAUCAGCCUGGACAGUCCCACCCCCUCCCUCAGGAGAUCCUUCAGCUUUCCCGUCACAAACUCCAGCCCUGACACCUGCAGUACAGUGACUGAGGAGGAUGUCGAAGACCUGGCGGAUGAUGUACAAGAUAUUCAUCUCUGAGCUACAGCCCACAACCGGCUCCAGACGUGAAGGUUCCUGAGGUGGACCGUCUCACCAUCUCCCCUACUGGACAUCGGCCGUACCUCUCUCCCGCUCCCUGAGUGACAUCCCCUCUUUGGGUGGGAUUCGGGGAGGGAAGGUGGGACCGACAUUGAUCCAUUGAUGGCCUUGCAGUGGGCCGCAACGGCGGGCGGACCAGACAACGGGGCGCUGCGAGACGGGGCGCGUUUUCAGAGUCUCUGGUGUGAACCAGCUCAAUUCUCGACCGACCCCCUUCUCCCCAUCCGCCAUUUCCAGCUCCGUUCAUUUCCUUGCUGCUGGUUCUCACCCUCUGCCCUGACUUGGGGUGGGCGCCCGGAAGGGUCGACUUGGAGACUGUGCGACCUUCGCCCCCUUGUGGAAGUUUCCAGAUUGGCCAAGAGUUCGCAAACCCGACUCGCGUUCUUACGCCCCGACAUUUCAGCGCCUCUCCACCCGAUUUGUUUUCGCUUUACGUCGGCCAUUUUGUUUGGUCCCCUUUUAACCUGAGACAGGAGCCUGAGGUGUUCGGCCUAACGUUUGUUGUGUGGGGACAAAUCUUGGACCUGCGUUGCCGCCAAUUUUUGUGAGCUCUCGCCUGUGUACAUUUUCUUUCUCUGAGACCCUCGGUGAGGGUGGGGGGGGGUUACGAAAUAACGUCUCAGCUUCGAGAAGCAUCGGACGCAUUACCCCUCCAGCCCUUGCGACAGGCCCGAGGUCAGGCCUCGUUGACAACUUUUAAUAAAGUUUCAAUGCUAUUUAA
Molecule: messenger RNA, 2973 nt
Organism: Hemiscyllium ocellatum (epaulette shark)
Lineage: Eukaryota; Metazoa; Chordata; Chondrichthyes; Orectolobiformes; Hemiscylliidae
Product: RAS guanyl-releasing protein 2-like
Exons: 17
Coding region: 375-2192 (605 amino acids)
Biological process (GO): positive regulation of GTPase activity; Ras protein signal transduction
Cellular component (GO): plasma membrane
Molecular function (GO): calcium ion binding; guanyl-nucleotide exchange factor activity
Source: RefSeq, a predicted model, not a curated record